Molecule: messenger RNA, 1878 nt
Organism: Rattus norvegicus (Norway rat)
Lineage: Eukaryota; Metazoa; Chordata; Mammalia; Rodentia; Muridae
Source: RefSeq, a predicted model, not a curated record
AGAUGAAAGGUUGUAAGAUUAUUUAAGAGUUGGAGCGGAAUCAGAUUAUAAUGGCAACAGGUGACCUAAAAAGAAGUUUGAGGAAGCUAGAACAAGUUCUUCGUUCACUAAAUUACCCUAAUGAGGUGGAUUAUGUCGGUCUGAAUUGGGUUAGGAGGCCCACGAGGUACCUCACUCACCUCAGCCAUUGAAUUCACUGCUGGCUGUGAGUAUGUUCCAAGCCCUGGAGAGGGCAGCAUCCUCCCACUUGGGGCUUCUCCUGCCCAGUCUGCCCCACAUGUGGAGCCCUGCUCUCUGGGAACUCACCUUCCCGCUAGGGGAGAGCCUGGUUAGGGCCUGGGGGUGGGGUGGGGUAGUCUCAGAUCUUCCCAGGGGCCAAUGGAGUGACGAGCACUCAGCUAGUGGCCCAGCUGAUGAGCUUCCCCUGCCCAUGGUUUUCUUUUUAUGAGUCUUAUUUAAAUUCACUUUUGAGCUAACAGCUUGGUACAGGAACUGGUUGUUAAGCCCGACGACCCUGACUUCAAUCCCCAGGCCUCACACUGAAGCAAAAGCUCCAACUGCUCCUCAAAUUGUCCUUUGUCCUCAUGUGUGUACCAAGAUGCCUGUGCUAUCAUAUAUGUUUCCUGAUGAAGGGAGACACAGCAGCAUCCUUGCCCAUCAUCAGCUAUUCUCUUACCUCAUACUCCCCUCAUGUAGCAGAACUUCUGAUGGAAUCCAAUAUAGAGCUCAUAGCGAAGAAUGAUGUGCGCUUUACAGAUACUGUCUAUAAGCUUCUUCGUGAUCAGUUUGAUUAUAAACCAAUUUUGACAAAAAAGCAGUUUAUACAGUCUGGAUUUGCUGAAUGGAAAAUUGAAAUUGUCUGUGAUAUAUUAAAUUGUGUGAUGAAAAAACACAAGAAAUUGAUUGGCCUUGACAAGAAUUCAUCAUGCCAAAGGAAGAAGAGCAUUUCUGAGAAGCCAGAACCUUGUUCAAGUCGUGAGAAGUGCCCUGCAGAGGCGGUUGGCAUUGACGUCACGGGCAGGUUUAUGACAUCAGGAAAGAAGAAGGCUGUGGUGAUCCGUCACCUGUAUACUGAAGAGAACGUUGGUGUUCCUGAAGGGACAGUAACCUCAACAGAAGUGAGUGAAGGCUGCGAUGAGUUGGAAGAGCAGAGUUCUGACAUACGCAUUCCUGAGGCGCAGGCCCCUGAGGUCAAGGCUGAGCUGCAAGAUAUGUGUGAUAAUCCUGAGCUUACCGCACUUCAGAUCGCACUGGCUGAAUGUCAGGAAAAGCUGAAGAAGCUGACUUGGAUAGAGAAACGGCUUGAGUGUUUGGAAGCUACAACAAAAGGGAAAGUGAUGGUCGAUGAGAAGGCCUGGAAUAAUAUUCUAAGUCGAGUGACUCUUCUCGAAACAGAGAUGCUUCUGUCUAAAAAGAAUGAAUCUGUAGAGCCUAACACAACAAGUGAAGACUCUGAGUCAGUUAGUGGUGUGGAUGUUGUGCCCUAUGAUAAAAAAUACAGUGUUGAGGGGCCGGCCAGUACCUGUCACUCAUCUGGCUACAGUACAGUAUCGUCGGCAACAGUGCCCAGGAGCUCCACUAUUAAUUACUGUGGCUUGAACAAUUUUUCAGAGGAAACAACUAUGCAGAAAAUGGAAAGGAUGAAAAAAAUGUUUGAAGAGACCGCAGAGUUACUGAAAUGCUCCAGUCGCUAAUUGUAGACUGUUCUGCAUAAACGUCCCAGGACUUUGGCUACUUAUAUAUAUUCUGUAUCUAAGAAUUCUGUGUAUAAUUUUAAUAUACUAUAAUUUUUAAUAGAUGAUAAUUUUUAUUAAGAAUUUGCACUCUAUUUGAUAUUUGAGUUUUUUCAUUUUUAAAUAAAUACUUUUAAUAGUUUAA